GCUCCACAAACUAUGAUAGUCUUCGCCUCAUCUCAAACACCAAUCAAGAACAAACACUUCUUCAACCUCGCCAUGAUUACUCACAGAUGCUUCUUACUCUUCUUCUUCUUUAUCAGUAGCUUCCUCUGUUCUGCUACCAUUGAAGCACUACGACCUACUUAUCUUUACCACAACUGCUCCACCGCCGGAAAAAGCUUCUCUGCUAAUAGUACCUUCCAAUCCCACCGGACCACCCUCCUCUCCUCCUUAGCUUCAGCCAAUGCCGCCUUCUACAACGCCACCGUUCCUGGAGGCAGUGAAGCCAUCUACGGCCUCUUCAUGUGCCGGGGCGACGUCUCCCUCCAGGUCUGCCGCGAAUGCGUCGCUAACGCAACCCAACUGCUACCUUCUGAGUGCCGGUUUUCGAAGGAGGCCGUAAUCUGGUACGACGAGUGCAUGCUUCGCUAUUCCAACACCUCUUUCUUCUCCACCAUUGAUAAAUGGCCAACCGUCGUCAUAUUGAACCCGUACAAUAUCUCCAACUCAUACCAGGCAAGAUUCAAGAGUUUCUUGCUGGAUUUUAUGAAUGAGACGGCAAGUAUGGUAGCGGUGCCGAAAUCUGCGUCGGAGGAAAAGGCGUAUGCGAAGAACCAAGCUAAUUUUCAGUCUCAAACUGUGUACAGUCUAGCUCAGUGCACGCCGGAUCUACGGCUUGAAGAUUGCAGAAGUUGUUUGAGUGGUGUGAUUGGGAACAUUCCGUUGUGUAGUGAGGGGAAGAUCGGAGGAAGAGCUGUGAAUCCCAGCUGCAACAUUCGCUAUGAAAUGUCCCCGCCAGAGGCACCGGCACCGGCACCGGCGCCGGCAGUGUCCCCGGCUCUGACGCCUCCAUUUUUCCCUCGAACCAAUACUUCACGUCAUCCUCGACCUCCAGGAAGGACAAUACUUGUAGUUGUGGCUUCUGCUGUUGUUGGAGGAAUAAUUUUUUAUUCGGCUUACUAUCUCUUAAAGAUUCGAAUGAAGAAGAGUCAUAGGGCUGGGCUCAGAAAAAAAUACUUUGGAACGGAAAGCACUACUUUAGAGCAUCUGCAAUUCAAUUUGGCUACGAUUGAGGCUGCGACAAAUAGGUUUUCUCAUGAAAAUAGUUUAGGGCGUGGUGGAUUUGGACAAGUUUUUAAGGGUAUUCUUUUAAAUGGUCAAGAAAUAGCGGUGAAGAGACUUUCAAAGGGAUCUGGCCAAGGUGCAGAAGAGUUUAAGAACGAGGUUUUAUUAAUAGCCAGACUCCAACACAGAAAUUUGGUGGCUUUGUUAGGAUUUUGUAUUGAGGAGCAAGAGAAAAUACUAGUUUAUGAAUAUGUUCCUAAUAGAAGCCUUGAUUACUUUUUAUUUGGUUCCCAAAACAGCAGGGUAUUAGAUUGGAUGGAGCGUAGUAAAAUCAUAGGAGGAGUUGCUCGAGGAAUUCUUUAUCUUCAUGAAUAUUCUCGUCUAAAAAUCAUACAUCGAGAUCUUAAACCUAGUAAUAUUUUGUUGGAUGAUGAAAUGAAUCCAAAAAUUUCAGAUUUUGGCCUAGCUAAGAUGGUUGCUAUUAGUGAAAAUGAAGGAAGUACAAAUCGAAUUGUUGGAACAUAUGGCUAUAUGUCUCCAGAAUAUGCAAUGUUCGGACAAUAUUCUGAAAAAUCAGAUGUUUUUAGUUUUGGAGUUAUAGUUUUAGAAAUUAUUAGUGGAAAGAAGAAUACGGGUUGUCAUGAUUCACAAUAUGCCGAUGGCCUCUUAAGCUAUACUUGGAAGCAGUGGAGGGACGACAAGUUGCUAGAGAUACUGGAUUCAAAUAUAAAUGAAUUGGGAUCAUACAAUGAAGUGAUCAAGUGCAUUCAAAUUGGUUUAUUAUGUGUUCAAGAAAAUCCAAAUACAAGGCCUUCCAUGGCUACAGUUGUUUCAUAUCUUAGCAAUGAUUCUAUUCAAUUGCCAUCACCACAGGAACCUGCUUUCUUUUUGCAUGGCAAACCAGAGCCUAUUAUCACCAGUGCAAGUGGAGAAUCAUGCUCUGUUAAUGAAGCUUCCAUGAGUGAAUUCUUUCCUCGCUAAAACAGGGCUUUUCUUUCAGUUUUAGUUGCACGUGACAACCAAUGUAGAAAGUGAAGAGAAUGUUUCUUUUGUCUUCCUUAAUAUUGUUUCAAUCAGUUAAAUACAAUCUUUUUUA
This is a messenger RNA of Neltuma alba, 2176 nucleotides long. RefSeq names its product cysteine-rich receptor-like protein kinase 10. The record is from RefSeq and is a predicted model, not a curated record. The transcript is spliced from 7 exons. Gene Ontology annotation, biological process: protein phosphorylation; defense response to bacterium. Gene Ontology annotation, molecular function: ATP binding; protein serine/threonine kinase activity. Bases 13 to 2061 code for a protein of 682 amino acids. Gene Ontology annotation, cellular component: plasma membrane. NCBI's taxonomy places the organism in Eukaryota, Viridiplantae, Streptophyta, Magnoliopsida, Fabales, Fabaceae.